CGCGGCGGCCUGGCGGGCGUCCCCUGAGGGCGCGCUGGACCUCUGGUGCGUGUGUUCCAAGGACAUGCGUCCUUAUAGCCGAAUGGAACCCGCCGUGGGGCUGCCCAGAGUCCUUAUUCCUCCUUCAGACCCGUCCGACCGGGCUCCCUCCUCCUCGGCCUCCGGGAAGGCUGCCGGGUCGUGUCCGCGACUGCACCCGGGGAGCUCCUGUCACCGCACCUGCCUCGGACACGGCCCCUCCCUGUCCGAGACGCGCCGUUCCAGCCCCGCGCGCUGGGCGCCCCGGCCUCCGGCCUGGCUGCUUUGUUUCUUUUAUCUUUGUUCACCCCUUAAUCGUCCCCUGUGUGAGACUAUCCUCCCCCACGGUGUCGCCGGCCCAGCACUGCUAGCUUGGGCCUCUCUCUCCUGGCCUCCAGCUGCCUCAGCACGCCUUCUGGGUUGUCCGGGGAGCCCCUUAAACCCAACACACCCAAACCAGGGUGCGCUCUGCUGCACACCUGCCUGCCCUGGAAACCUGCUCCCGUUCCCGUCUCUUCCAUCUGGCUUCCUGGCGGUCAUGGUACCAUUGGGCUAAAAACAGGGCUGUCAUUCUUGGUUCCUGUUUAAUUUCCACCCUAUUUCAGGAUCCCUCAGUGGGUCUGGUGGUUCGUCUUCAAAGCAAGUCUGGAACUGGCACCAGCCACCCGUCGACUUCCUGACUGGCAGGACCCUCCCAGGGGCCUCUUGCUUCCGGGCUUUCUCAGCUCCCUGCCCGGUUGGGAGUCCGAAGAGCUUGUCUUCAACCCUCCAGUAGCUGGAGCUGCGGAGGCUCCUUGUGAGGUCUGGUGCUCAGGGGUUCGGGGUCACCUUUGAGCCAGCGCUGGCUCUGCUCCCCAGGUCUCUGCUGUUGCUGCCUGAGCCUGCAGGAUGUUUCAUGGGAUUCCAGCCACUCCGGGUGUGGGAGCCUCCGGAAACAAGCCCGAGCUGUACGAGGAAGUGAAGCUGUACAAGAAUGCCCGGGAGCGGGAGAAGUAUGACAACAUGGCGGAGCUGUUCGCAGUUGUGAAGACGAUGCAGGCCCUGGAGAAGGCAUACAUCAAGGACUGUGUCACCCCCAACGAGUACACGGCGGCCUGCUCCCGGCUUCUGGUCCAGUACAAAGCCGCCUUCCGGCAGGUUCAGGGCUCAGAGAUCAGCUCCAUUGAUGAGUUUUGCCGCAAGUUCCGUCUGGACUGCCCGCUCGCCAUGGAGAGGAUUAAGGAGGACCGGCCCAUCACCAUCAAGGACGACAAGGGCAACCUCAACCGCUGCAUCGCGGAUGUUGUCUCGCUCUUCAUCACAGUGAUGGACAAGCUGCGCUUGGAGAUCCGGGCCAUGGAUGAGAUCCAGCCUGACCUACGGGAGCUAAUGGAGACUAUGCACCGUAUGAGCCACCUGCCCCCCGACUUUGAGGGCCGCCAGACAGUCAGCCAGUGGCUGCAGACCCUGAGCGGCAUGUCAGCAUCCGACGAGCUGGACGACUCCCAGGUGCGCCAGAUGCUCUUCGACCUGGAGUCGGCCUACAACGCCUUCAACCGCUUCCUGCACGCCUGAGUGUGUAGCCUCCUGCCCCAGCUGUGCAUGGAGGAGGGGACACUCGGGGGCCCGCUGGAGGGCCUCAGCCUCCCACGAUGGUUCCUGCUUCCCUCAGACACCCGACCCCCUGGACAGUCCGUGCAACUCCUACUGCCCAUAGCAGCCCCAUCUGUGUGUCCAUCCAUGGUGUCUUGACCCCAGAAGCCACUCUCCCCUUUCCCACAAUAAAGAUGCUUUCUGACCUC
Messenger RNA from Diceros bicornis minor, 1799 nucleotides. RefSeq names its product VPS28 subunit of ESCRT-I (gene VPS28). Gene Ontology annotation, biological process: protein transport to vacuole involved in ubiquitin-dependent protein catabolic process via the multivesicular body sorting pathway. Gene Ontology annotation, molecular function: protein-containing complex binding. Gene Ontology annotation, cellular component: ESCRT I complex. The record is from RefSeq and is a predicted model, not a curated record. The coding region runs from base 907 to 1572 and encodes 221 amino acids. The transcript has 10 exons. Lineage: Eukaryota; Metazoa; Chordata; Mammalia; Perissodactyla; Rhinocerotidae.